This is a messenger RNA of Planococcus citri (citrus mealybug), 1579 nucleotides long. RefSeq names its product DNA polymerase delta subunit 2 (gene PolD2). The record is from RefSeq and is a predicted model, not a curated record. The coding region runs from base 150 to 1472 and encodes 440 amino acids. Gene Ontology annotation, cellular component: delta DNA polymerase complex. Lineage: Eukaryota; Metazoa; Arthropoda; Insecta; Hemiptera; Pseudococcidae. Gene Ontology annotation, biological process: DNA replication; DNA strand elongation involved in DNA replication. The transcript has 9 exons. Gene Ontology annotation, molecular function: DNA binding.
GCCGCGAAAUUUUUCUUAUCAGUGAAAGAAACUUUUUUCCGGUGAAAUUGGUGAAAUAUUCAUUGUUUUACUUCGUAAAAUUCGUCUUAAUUUUCUUGUGAUGUGCUGAAUUAGUUACUAAUAAAUACCGGCAACAUUUCAUCGCCAUAAUGGUCGUUGAAAUGAAUGAAACAAAUAAAAACGUACGUAUCCGAAACCCAUCCAAUUAUGAAGAUCUGUCAGGACGUUUUCGCCUGCUCAUCAGAAGCUACGACAAGCAAUUCGCCAGCAUUUACACCGUUCGUAUUAUCGAAGCGAGACGCAAAUUGGAAAAAAUUGUUCCUAAGAAAUGGGGUAAACCAGCCCAGACGUUGAUGUCUUUAAAUAAUGUCAAAGGAGAACCAUGCGUCAUUAUUGGAACUUUAUACAAGCAUCAAGAAUUAAAACCGAGUGUUUUACAAGAAGUCAGCAAACAGUAUCAAACAGUUCCUCCGCCAGCUCGUACACAUUUUGUUUCCGAUAAAGACGAACUUAUUCUUGAAGAUGAAACUCAAAGAGUUGUUCUUCAUGGUAAAAUGAACGUACACGAGGUAGUCACCGGCUGUGUCGUUGCUGUCUAUGGUAAACUGAUGAAUAACGGUGUAUUCGAGGUGGAAGAUUUUUGUUGGCCGGAGGUCGAACCGUGUACUAAGAAUUUACCUCCUCCAGUCGAAGACAAGUUCUUAAUUCUAAUGGGAGGUAUAGAAUUAGCUAUCAAUAGGGAGUCGUUAUCUUUACAAUUACUCAUUGAUUGGAUCACCGGAUGGGUUGGAUUAAAUGAAUUGAUUUUUGAUCCGUCGAAAAUUGUCCACGCGUUGAUUGCUGGAAAUUGUAUCCGAAGUAAGGCUCAGACGAAACCGAAAUAUGGCGCUAUUAUUGAUAAUGCGGAAGACGUCGAGGCUGUCAAAGAACUUGAUUACGUAAUUUCUCAGCUUCUUGGAAGCAUCGAUGUUGAUGUAAUGCCCGGUGAAUUCGACCCAACUACUCAUACUUUACCUCAGCAACCUUUGCACAAAUGUUUAUUCCCACAGUCUGCUGCGUUUCCCACGUUUCAUUCGGUAUCAAACCCUCACGCAUUUAGAGUCGAGAAUCGUCUAGUUGUAGGAACCUCGGGACAGCCUGUCGAAGACAUUCAACGUUACAGUUCGCUCACUGAUCCGCUGGAUAUCUUGGAGAGGACGUUGGAAUGGGGUCAUUUAGCUCCUACCGCUCCCGAUACUCUAGCUUGUUACCCAUUCUCUGAUCGUGAUCCAUUUAUAUUGAAAGAAAGACCCCAUAUUUAUUUCGUUAGUAAUCAAGCCAAGUUCCAAACUAAAGUAAAAGAGUACGAUAAUGGUUACAGUGUACGUUUAAUUUGUGUUCCAUCCUUCUUCCAAACUAAUUCCUGUGUAAUUGUGAAUCUACGAAACCUCGAAUGUCAAGAGAUAUCUUUCGAUGUAAAUAAAAGCGGUUGAAUUACGAUUAUUUUAAUUUAAAUGUAAUUUUUUUUUUUUACUUAAAAGAUCACAAAAUAUAAAAACUUUUACUUAAUGCUAUUAAAAUACAAAUAAUUCAAUCACGA